This is a messenger RNA of Cydia pomonella (codling moth), 4332 nucleotides long. RefSeq names its product frizzled-2 (gene fz2). Gene Ontology annotation, molecular function: Wnt receptor activity; Wnt-protein binding. The coding region runs from base 401 to 2032 and encodes 543 amino acids. Lineage: Eukaryota; Metazoa; Arthropoda; Insecta; Lepidoptera; Tortricidae. Gene Ontology annotation, cellular component: plasma membrane. Gene Ontology annotation, biological process: canonical Wnt signaling pathway; non-canonical Wnt signaling pathway. The record is from RefSeq and is a predicted model, not a curated record. The transcript is spliced from 3 exons.
CUUCAUUCGGUCGCUCACUCGCUCAGUCCCUCUCCGCGCGCCGUAGUGUUAACGCGCGUCGUAAUAUUUGUCAGUGUUCGCAAACUCUGCUAUUAUUGUUUCAAACAAUCGCUCAGCUGAUCCAUAACUACCAGUUAUUCAAAAUAGUGAACCACUAUCGUACUAAUGAAACAUAACCGUGCUAGUGUGAGUGUUCAACUGGACGAGUAUCGAAAAUAUCUCAAGCGAAUGUAAAAAUAUACGCGACGCUGAGAAACGUACUGCCGCGUGUGACUGAUCGAUAUUUUAAUGAUAACAUGGAUUCAAUUAGGUGGUCUAAAAGACGGUGAGGUGUAGUGCAAGAAGUGCCCGUUGUGUUUGGACAAGCGGCUUGGCUGACGAGCGAUGCGAGAAUAGCACAAUGUUGCGCUUGUGGGUCGUGGUGGCGCUGGCGGCGUCGAGCGCGGCGCUGCAGCCCCGCUGCGAAGAGAUCUCCAUACCCAUGUGCCGCGGCAUCGGGUACAACCUCACCGCUUUCCCCAACGAGCUGGACCAUGACACGCAGGAGGAGGCUGGGCUUGAGGUGCACCAAUACUGGCCGCUAGUCGAGAUCAAGUGUUCAGCCGAUCUCAAGUUCUUCCUCUGCUCAGUAUACACCCCAAUAUGCCUCGAAGACUAUCCAAAACCGUUGCCCGCCUGUCGUUCAGUGUGCGAGCGGGCGCGGGCCGGCUGCGCUCCUCUGAUGCAAAAAUACGGCUUCCAGUGGCCCGAGCGCAUGGCCUGCGAGAAACUGCCGCGGAUGGGAGACCCCGACAAGCUCUGCAUGGAGGAGACCAACAGAGCACAAGAACCCGAGCCGCCCCGCGCGCCCCCGCCGCCUCGCCGGCCGCACUACAAAUGUAAGGAUCCAAAUUCAAAAAACUGCGAAAGCGGCCCGGCUGCAAGCCCGGGCGAGGUCGCAAGCGACGAGUGCGCGUGCACGUGCCGGGCGCCGCUGGUGCCCGCGCGUCACAACGGCUCGGCCGCGCUCGCGGCGCUGCUGCCCGGCGAGGGCUGCGCGCUGCCCUGCCGCGGCGCCUUCUUCACCAGGGAGGAGAAGGAGUUCGCGGGCGUAUGGGUCGCGCUCUGGAGCGGCCUCUGCGCCGCCUCCACCCUCAUGACGCUCACCACCUUCCUGAUCGACUCCCAGCGCUUCAAGUACCCCGAGCGCCCGAUCGUGUACCUGUCGGCGUGCUACUUCAUGGUGGCCCUCGGGUACCUCGCCCGGCUCGCCAUCGGCCAUGACGAGAUCGCCUGCGACGGACCUCUACUCAAAACCUCCGCGGCCGGCCCGAGCGCCUGCACCCUCGUCUUCAUCCUCGUGUACUUUUUCGGGAUGGCGUCCUCCAUCUGGUGGGUUAUCCUGUCCUUCGCCUGGUUUUUGGCGGCGGGACUCAAAUGGGGCAACGAGGCGAUCGCCGGGCAUGCCCAGUAUUACCAUCUAGCCGCGUGGCUCAUCCCGGCUGCGAAAACCGUGGCCGUACUCCUGGCCGGGGCCGUCGACGGGGACCCGGUGGCGGGCAUCUGCUACGUCGGGAACUCGUCGCCUGAAAAUUUAAAGAAAUACGUUCUCGCGCCCCUAAUCGUGUACUUCGCCCUCGGAGCGACGUUCCUCCUGGCCGGCUUCGUGUCGCUCUUCAGAAUCCGCUCGGUCAUCAAGCGACAGGGCGGGCUUGGGGCCGGGUCGAAGGCGGACAAGCUCGAGAAGCUGAUGAUCAGAAUCGGAGUGUUCAGCGUGCUGUACGCCGUGCCCGCCGGCGCCGUGCUCGGGUGCCUGGCGUACGAGGCGAGCGGGCACUCGCCGUGGCUGCGGCGCACGGCGUGCGGCGCGCGCUGCGGCCCGCGCCCGCUGUACGCGGCGCUGAUGCUGAAGUACUUCAUGGCGCUGGCCGUGGGCAUCACGUCGGGGGUGUGGAUCUGGUCGGGCAAGACGCUGGAGUCGUGGCGGCGCGUGUGGCGGGGCGGGCGCGCGCCGGGCGCGGCGCAGCGCGCGCUGGUGAAGGGCGGCGUGUGACGCGCGGCGGGGGCGGGGGCGGCGCCGGGGCUGCCUGCGGGGCCCGCGGCGCCCGGCCCGGCCCUGCCGCCCGGCGCGCCUUCGGCGCCCUCGGCCCGCUCCGGCCAGCCUCUCUCCGACUACGGACCCGUGUAAGAUGUGCCAUUCGCGAAAACAAACUAACUUUGUGUAGUGUCGUGAGCCCGUGCCCUUAUGGACUUAUACUUUGGGGCAUUUGUGGCUAAGUGAGUGAUUCGAACUAGAAAACUGACUUCUCGAAAAGAAGUCUGAGUGAACACGAUUGAAAAUAUGAUGGACCCGGGUUCGCCUGUGAUAGAUAUCCCAUGAACUGAAUGUGUGGCGGUGCCGUCGCGCGUCUAGUCCUAGUAAAACGCGCGCGCGGCGAUAUACGUAACUAGUUUUAAGAAACUCCGUACGAAAGGUCUGUUAAAGCGAAACUAAUGACGGCGACCGCCUUUCUCUGAUGUACCAUUAUUAGUACUGUUUUCUCUCUAAUAACUCAUCUUUUAACUCAUUUCGUUGGCCUUUUAGAGACCUUUCGAGCGGGACGGCGGCCGUAAAGUCGAGCCUUCACUUAUCACUUUGUAUUUUUUUUUAAAUCAAACUGACGUUCAAAAUGUGCUAAAAACGAGGUAUUUCUAAUUUAAUAGCUUAAUAUUAAUAUGGACAAGCGAAAGUGCUAUCCUAUGUCAUUAAUAGUUUUUUUAAAUUAUAAUACUUCCAUAAUACACAUUAAAAAUGUUACUAACAACAAAACUUUUGUAUUCUCACUUUAACCGAUCGCUUUUCACAUGUUAAUAUUAAGCUUGCAUCAAAUUAUCAAAAAUAGUAAAGCAUAAUACCUCUCACAAGUCAAUAAAUUAUUUAAUCGUUAAAGCAAUAAUGACUGCCAAAACUACUGCCAAUAUAUUUGAAAUUGUUAAAUAAAUUUCUGACUUGUGUUGUUCUUGUGAAGGUCAGAUCAUACUGAUAUUCUGUCAAAAGCUGUGUGAAUGCUUUAGUUUUUAUAAUGUGCUCCUUCAAGACUCGCUAUGUGCACUUUACUAGCAAUAUUAAACCUAGGUCUUAUUAUUACCUAAUGUAAGUUGAGCACAUUACGAAAUUCUAGGCGUAUUUAGUACAUCUAUCAAGAGAUUAAACCUCGAACUUAAUGCAUUUAAUAUCCAAUACUUGAAAUUGUAGGCUCAUCAUUAUGAAAUUUGCCUAUUUACAAUUAGAUAAUCUGUAUAGAUACAUCAUGUUCAUACGUAAAAAAAUAUGUAACUUCAUUCCAUGGAUAUUGUUUGUCAAUAUUAUCAAUUGAUGGGUCUUAAUAUUUCAAUUCCCGCAAUUGGACAAUCGGACAUAGAUUGCUGAUCAAAGUACAAGUUUUGUAAAAUAAGUGAUAAUAUAUUCUUAUGUAACGGGUUCUGCCGGACGUCUUAAAUGUUAGAUUAUUGUAAUUUUGAAGACUAAAACGUUUGUACUGACGAUGCAUUUCCUGCCAUAUAAUAAAUAGAUUUUAAAACAGACAUUUGCCAUCUGUAUAUUGAACGAUAAAUAGCGCUUGUAGAAACGAACGUAGGCUGAAUGAAACUUUUUUAAAUUCUGUAUUUAGUUUUGACUCCUUUCAUUCAGCCAGCGACACUAGCGCCCUCUGUGACUCAGUACAUGAAGUGCCAUGCUCCGAAGUUCCAUAUUGCCCCACAUUCGACUGAAGCACAGUGCUGCCAUUGAUUAAAAUUAAAUAGAUGACUUAAUGUCAACGCGAGAAAUAUUAUUAUCCAUUUAAAAUUGUUUACUUGUAUUAUGAAUGGAUAGUUUUACGCGUAUUCCUCUGUUCUAAGGAAAAACGCAAUACAUAAAGGUUAUUCACAAUUUCACAUUGUCUUAACUAACUGCAAAAUGCGCAUUUUGCAGUUAAAGGCCAAAUAUCGGAUGAUUAUGCCCGUUCUUCAUUAGGAUUGCGUUAUACACGUCAGCGUAGCAGUUUUUUUUAUAAAAUAUGCGAUUUAAGGUUUGAAUGACCACAGACAAUAGAAAAAUAACUUUUAUGACUUCGUUUUUGACUUAGGGCAGUGUUAGGUCAUCAAAAUUGACCGUAUGUGUAAUGCUUUAUAAAUAAACGCUCAAAAGAUACUGUUAUAGAGUUAGACGUGCAAUUGUGUAAUUUUGUACAUUGUUAAUUUAUAUCACAGCGGCGACUGAGAGAUUGUAAUUGUAUUCGAGGCGCCGCGGUGACGCGGAGAUCAUUAUGUAAUUUAUUUUAUAUCUAACUGUAGAUAAUAUUGAAUAAAGCGACUUUUUUAUGUACAAACAAA